Messenger RNA from Clavispora lusitaniae ATCC 42720, 924 nucleotides. RefSeq names its product Chs7p (gene CHS7). Gene Ontology annotation, biological process: protein folding. Lineage: Eukaryota; Fungi; Ascomycota; Pichiomycetes; Serinales; Metschnikowiaceae. Gene Ontology annotation, cellular component: endoplasmic reticulum membrane. The record is from RefSeq and is a predicted model, not a curated record.
AUGACAUUUGGAAAUUUCGAGAGCAUAUGUGAGAAAACAAGCUUCCCGAUAUGUGCUGUUGUUAAUGCUGCCCAUCAUUCUUCUGGGUUUUCAAGAGGUAUCGUUCCAGUAUGCUAUGCCAGACUGGUGGAAUUGGCCAACACAAUGAUCUUUCAGAUCGGUAAUGCUUUCAUUCACUUUGGUGCCAUCAUCGUCGGCCUUAUUAUCAUUUUCAACGUCCGUGCAAAGUAUACAGCCAUUGGAAGAACAGAAAUGUUGACAUUUUUUUACUUAUACAUCGCGCUCGUCAUCAGCUCUCUCGUGGUAGAUUGUGGUGUCUCGCCUCCAUCCUCUGCAAGUUACGCGUACUUUGUUGCUCUUCAACUUGGGUUUGCUUCAUCUGUAUGCAUAGCCCUCUUGUUCAAUGGUAUUGUCUGCUUUCAGUUUUGGGAAGACGGCUCUAAGAAGUCUCUUUGGUCCAUGAGAGCGGUUUGCGCUAUCUGGUUUGCUAUUAAUUUUAUUGUUGCCAUUGUAUCAUUGAAGUCAUGGGACUUGCUGCUGGAAGACACCAAAACACUGGCGUUGUUCGCUGUCAGCUAUGUCAUGAACGCCGUCAUCUUAGCAGUGUACGUUGUGUCGCAGUUGAUUUUAGUUUUCGUUGCAUUGGAUCUGCUUUGGUACUUGGGAGCCAUUGUGCUCUUCUCUUUCUUUUUCAUUGUGAGCCAAAUUUUGGUUUACGUGUUCAGCCAGCAGAUUUGUGAAGGAACUACACACUAUGUGGAUGGUUUGUUCUUUGGGUCCCUUUGCAAUUUGUUCGCCGUGAUGAUGGUCUACAAGUUUUGGGAUAUGAUCACAGCUGAAGAUUUAGAGUUUUCCGUUGCAAACGUGGAGCACGGCAUUUCGGCAUUCGGAGACACAGAGAAAAGGGGAAGCACUUUUUACUAG